AUGACCGACCAAUGGAAUCCGCGAAGGGACAUGCCCGACCUCACAGGCAAGGUUGCAGUUGUUACAGGCGGCAACAGCGAUAUUGGCCGUGAAACAAUCAAGCUCCUCGCAUCCCACGGCGCAAAAGUACACUUCACCGUGCGAUCAGAGGCGAAGGGAGUAGAAACGCAAAAGCGCCUGUUGGAGUCAGACUUCGGCAUUGAUCCUUCGAACAUCCAGUGGAUGAAGAUGGAUCUUUCCGAACUGAGCAGCAUCACAACUGCGGUCGACGACUUGAAGAGGCGAGAAAGAAAAGUUGACAUCCUCAUCAACAACGCUGCAGCCAACACCUGGUCUACUGAACCAGUCGCCGGCGGAUGGGAAAUUCAUAUGGCUGUCAAUCUGGUCGGACCCUUCCUGCUCACAAACCGUCUCCUUUCCCUCCUCAAAAGCGCAGCUGCAGAGAAAGACUCGGACGUCAGGAUCCUCACCAUCAGCUCAACAGCCCAGGUCGCCAUGCUUCCCAGCGAUUUCAAGUUCCCCUUCGACUCUCCCGACUGCCUCAGCAACCCCGUGCCAUCGCACCCUUGGAAGUCUCAUCUUUUUGGCAGGUUUUUCGGCUUUGAUAUGGUCCGCUACUCGGUCUCCAAGGCCGCCAACUUCGUUUUCGCGCAGGAACUGCAGCGACAGCUUGACGGGCAGGGAUCUUCCAUCAUUUCACUCGCCGUGCACCCUGGAGAAGUGGCUACGGAAGGCUUGUUCUCGAUCAACAACAUGAUGGUGAGGACGAUUGCUAAGUUGUCGUUCUUGACACCGGAACAGGGUGCUGCUAGUCCGGCUUUUGCUGCUGCUUCCAAGGAUGUGAGGAAGGAUCCCGCGAGGUUUAAGGGGAAGUUUUUGGUUCCGGUGGGAAAAAUAGGGAAGGUCAGUCCCGCGGCUUCAGACAGUGCUCAGGUUCAGGGUCUGUGGCAACAUACGACGGCUGAGGUGAACAGGCAGCUGCUGAAGGAAGGUCUUCCGAGCUUGCAGCCAUGGUAA
Colletotrichum karsti is the source of this 1017-nucleotide messenger RNA. RefSeq lists its product as uncharacterized. The transcript has 4 exons. Lineage: Eukaryota; Fungi; Ascomycota; Sordariomycetes; Glomerellales; Glomerellaceae. Bases 1 to 1017 code for a protein of 338 amino acids. The record is from RefSeq and is a predicted model, not a curated record.